AUAUCUUCAUUUUCCAUGCGCGUACUAGUUGGAAGGUGGAGUCUAGCAUUAAUGCAAAAGACUCAACACUCAUAGAGUUAGGAAAGCCUUUAAAUUAACACCUUUUGCUUCUCCCAAAAAAAAAAUCCAAUCUUUCCAUAGUUUGUGUGUCUGUUUCCUUCUGGGGUAGCCACCAUCAAUGGAACAAGAAGGACAUCAAUGGAUAGUGCAUCCUCAUGAAGAAGAAGAAGAAAUUAUGGAAGAUGGUGCUUUGAUAAGAAAGCAAACUGUGUCACAUAACAAGGGCAAUUUUAUUACAGAUGAAUUAACUUUCUCAUCUUCAUCUUCAUCUUCUUCUUCUAGCAAUGGCAGUGAGCAUAGUAAUGGAGUUUGUUCAGUGGUCACAGCCCCCCCAGAUGGAUAUCCUGUUCAGAAAGAGGAAGAAGUUGCAGAGAUAGGAGGUGUUGGUGAAAAUUGCAACCAUGUUAAUGGUGAUAUAGUAGAUUAUGCAGCUGUUGGGCUUGCACAAGUGGCAGAAUUUGCAGGAACAGAAACAAAUGGAGAGGCCAUAAGUGGUGUUGUUAUGUCACAGAAUAAGAACAGUGUUUACUUUGAUGAGCAACAAGGAAUGUGGAAAUGUCACCACUGCACAUGGACCAAGCGAUUUGACAGUCCUUGGACUGUGCCAAAUUGGAAUCUUAAGGGUUACCCUGACUUGAUGACUAUCAAAACUAGGAUUCAACAUGGACCAUGUUUUGUUUGUGAAACUAAAGAUGAUGAAGUUAAUGGACUUAAUGGAGUUCAAAAUGGUGAUGCUUCUGUGUCUGUCCAUCUAACAAAUCUAGGGGAGAGAGAAUUUGAUGUACAAGCAGAUCAGCUAGUUUUUCAAAAUAGUCUAUGCAGUGAAAUCAGUGAUCAAUGUAUGAAAACCGUGGACAACAAGCUCCCUUCCACUACAGAAAUAUCCCAUUUACAUAAUUCAUCUGACAUACAAGCUACAGCUAUUACAAAUUUUCCUGAAGAAACAAGUACAAAGGAAGCUCCUAUCCUGAUAGAAGAGAUUGAUGAGCAACUGGAAGAAUUCGAUGUUGAGGCAGUAUUGGCAAAACAAGAGACGCAUGACUUGUUUUGUCCUAACUGCCGUUCUUGCAUUACUAAAAGGGUUAUCCUCAAAAAAAGAAAAAGGAACACUCAAAAAUCAGGCAGCAAAUCCAAGCGUGAUAAGCCGGAGAAUACUCAUAAUUUAGACAACGAAGCCAAGUGCGAUGAGUUACGGACUAGAGGCAGCUCACAGCUGCUAGAUAGUACUGCACAACCCAAAGCCAAGCAAGAUGUUCAUGCAAAUGUAACGCCUGAACCUGAUAUUGUUAGUCCAGAGCCAUCUGCUGAUAAUAAUCAACCUCAUGGAGAACCAGAAGUUUUCAGAUGUUUAGCAUGCCUCAGCUUCUUUAUUCCUAGUGGGAAAUGUUUAGAUAUGUUCCGUUUUGAUGGUGCCAGUAAGAGUGAAAGUGCACGAAAUCCACCAAUUAUACCUGCAAGCAACUUGCAGAAUCCUUCAAUUCCACAAGGCUCUAAUGCAAAUUGGCUCACAUCUCUAUUUACUUGGAAGAAGGGUGGAAAAACUAGUGAUGCACCCCUUGAACAUUCUGGAGCUGGUUCUGCUGAGCAGCGUAACUCAACAUUAAAUUCUAAUGAUGAACCAACCUCCCUUGAAAUUGGUCCUUCAAAAGGUCCACUUGCUGAUACAUCUGAUAUUAAGAAUGUAAAAUCUACGUCAAAUAUUAAGCAUGGACAUGGAGGGAUGAAUUCUCUGAUUUCAUCAACAAAUGAUUUGUCAUCUAUACAAUCCGGUACAAAAGGUGCUGGUGAUUUGAUGAACGGAGUGCAGAGUGAUGUGCAGAAUUCCGUAGAUUUUUUGGCAGAGAAACAAUUACUGGCUGGAAACCAGAUAUUCGGUAAGGAAGAGAAAAAGAAUGCAUCAGUGGACAUAAUUAGGACAGAUAAUGCUGAAGUUAUGUUGUCGGCUGCUACUACAACUGAAACAAUUGAAAGGGAACCUGAAUUUCUUGCUUCAACAACUGUAGGGUCUCAAGUCCUUAAGGAGUCACCAAAAGAUGGAGACAAGACACCAGAAAUUGUUAAGAAUGGUUAUUAUUACUCUUUAGGACAAGGAGCACAAUCACCACUUCAAUCAUCUGGCAGUGCAGUACUAGCAAAUGGUGUAGCUAGUAAUAAACAAAAUUCUGGAAUAGAUGUUAUCUUGCCAUCAAAACCAAAUAUUAUACUACUUGAUAAUGUGAAAAAGGAAAUUGAAAAGGGAAUACAUCAUCCUACCGGAAAUGAAAAUAAAGGUGGUGAUGUGAUACUUGAUGUAGAGAGAGGAGCAUUUGAAUCCACAACAUCUCAUACAGCAGAUAAUAUUCCAGCUGAAGAUGCUAUUAUAACAGAACUACAAACUCAAGUACAAAAUGGUGAACAACCAAGAGAUGAAGUUGGUGAACCCCAAGGAUGGGAAAUACUUAAAAGCAUUGUCUAUGGUGGUUUAGUUGAGUCAAUUACUAGCCUAGGAAUUGUGUCAUCUGCAGUUAGUUCGGGUGCUACCCCAUUGAAUAUUAUAGCAUUGGGAUUUGCAAAUAUCAUCGGUGGACUUUUCAUCCUUGGUGAUAAUCUUAUUGACUUGAAAAAAGAUAACUCUGGAGAGGAUCAAAUGCAAACGAAUGCGCAAAAUCGGUAUCAAGAAUCACUAGGGCGCAGAGAGAACUUCUUGCUUCAUGCUGUUGUAGCUGUUUUAUCAUUCCUGAUAUUUGGUGCUGUUCCUCUUGUUAUCUAUGGCCUCUUAAUCAAUAAGAAUUACCACACCGAAGUUAAGCUCGCCACAGUAGCAGCUACAUCUAUUGUGUGCAUCAUUCUACUUGCUAUUGGGAAAGUUUACACCAGCAAAGCACCCAAAUCCUAUAUUAAAACUGUGUUAUACUAUGUUACAUUGGCAAUUUCGGCCUCAGGAGUCUCGUACAUAGCAGGUAACCUAAUCAAGGACUUCCUAGAGAAACUUAACCAGCCAGAAUCAGGUUUUGCUAUUACCAUGCCCAUAUCAGACACAAGUAUGGGAUCAGCAUGGAUGUCUUACUGAAGCAGUAGGGAGUAGGAAUUUUGGAAGGAGUUUGAGCUUCUUCUUAUGCUGAGCUUCAAAGUUAGUACCUAGAGGAACUUGGUUAGAAUAAAUAUAUUUGUAGCAAGACAUGAAGGUUCAAGCAACCUUUUUAUUUUAUGUUUUGUGACUCAAUGGAAAUUAGGAAAAGAAAAUUCAAUAAAAUCUUUGUAUUCCAUCUUUGUUCCAAGUUGUGAUUUUGUCAACAGUUUUGCUGUGCUACUUGUCCAAUGGCAUUACAUUUG
Messenger RNA from Glycine soja, 3372 nucleotides. Its product is annotated as membrane protein of ER body-like protein. Gene Ontology annotation, biological process: intracellular manganese ion homeostasis. Gene Ontology annotation, molecular function: manganese ion transmembrane transporter activity. Bases 179 to 3109 code for a protein of 976 amino acids. The record is from RefSeq and is a predicted model, not a curated record. Lineage: Eukaryota; Viridiplantae; Streptophyta; Magnoliopsida; Fabales; Fabaceae. The transcript has 10 exons.